AUGUUCAACGGAUCUGGAGCAUCGUUUGAAAACUCUACCAGACGCCGUAGACACUCGGACGUCCAGGAAGGUGGCCAAUGGAGAGGUGCAGGCAACCUACCAAUCAGUGAGGAGGCUGUGAAUGCUGGUGGCUAUGCAACCCCACAGUGCGAACCAAUCACAGUGCCAAUUUGCAGUGGCGCCUUCUACGAAUUCACCCGCAUGCCCAACAUCCUUAACCACGAGACUCAAGAAGAGGCCGGCUUGGAGGUCCUUCAUUACUACUUUGUGUACUCUCCUCUUCCACCACCACCACCACCACCACCACCACCACCACCACCACCACCACCACCACCACCACCACCACCACCA
Mesocestoides corti is the source of this 351-nucleotide messenger RNA. Lineage: Eukaryota; Metazoa; Platyhelminthes; Cestoda; Cyclophyllidea; Mesocestoididae. The record is from the annotation of a GenBank genome assembly.